This is a messenger RNA of Plenodomus lingam JN3, 1803 nucleotides long. NCBI's taxonomy places the organism in Eukaryota, Fungi, Ascomycota, Dothideomycetes, Pleosporales, Leptosphaeriaceae. The record is from RefSeq and is a predicted model, not a curated record.
AUGGCUACCGCAUCACCCACGCCUCUGGGCGGCUCGUCGUAUGGGCGCAUGCGCUCGCAUUCUAUGAUCCGACCCAGGAGAGAUUCCCCUUUGUCGGUGCUUGGACAGUCGCAGGGCUUCUCCGCAGACGCGCCCAUGAUGCAAAACAUCAACAUCGGCGACAGCUCCGAUGACGAAAUCCCUCAGCCCAUGAAAUUGAGCGCUUUGACGACAGCUCUGCUGGCGCAAAAUGAUGUCAUGUCGCCAGAGAAGAGGAAGCCCAAGCUACGAAUUACGCGCAACAGCUCUGGCUCAAAUACACCGGUGCAGGAUACCGUCACACCUGCGCCGAGUCUGCGCAUAAAACGAGUACCACUACGAGGCGCCCCUAUGAGGAGGUUGCGAAGAACGCCUCAAAGCGAAGAAGAACACCCUCCCUCUCAAGAUCAAGAAAAUCUGCCCGUUUCAGUGGUCAAAGUACAGCAUGAGAACGUCCCCGAUUCCGUCCUUAAAGUUACCGUAUCUGUCAUGAAAGUAGCAGAGGAUCGAAACGCACAGCAACCAUCACAAUCACAAUCGCCCAUCCAGAGACAAUCACAUCAGCAAGAAAGACCAAUGCCAUUACAGUCGAUAAGCGCGAAUACACCCCGAAGACCAGCACCACCCCCACCUCCACCAAAGAUGUCAGUCUUAGAGACAGCCACAGUUGCCGCUGGAGCAGCUACUACCAAGACGAGAGAGCGAAAAAAGCGUAGUACGCUAUCCGUGAAUGGAAAGCAUUACUCGCAAAUGGAUCGGAUAGGAAGAGGGGGUAGUUCGGCCGUGUAUCGGGUCAUGGCGGAAAAUUUCAAGUUACUAGCACUCAAAAGAGUGAAGCUUGAAGAUGCAGACGAGGCUGCGGUUCGAGGUUACAAGGGCGAAAUCGACUUGUUACAAAAGCUCAAGAAUGUAGAUAGGGUUGUGCGACUCUACGACUGGGAGGUAGAUGAGCAGCGACAGGUUCUCAGCGUGCUCAUGGAACUUGGAGAGUCUGACCUAGCACGCAUAAUACGAAUGAAGCUUGACCCAGCUGAUGGUGACGGUAAACUUGAUUUGAGUUUCACCCGCUACUACUGGAAAGAGAUGCUUGAAUGCGUCGGCGCAGUCCAUGAUCACGACAUUGUACACUCUGACCUUAAACCCGCAAACUUUCUCCUCACUUCCGGCCGCCUCAAACUCAUCGACUUUGGCAUUGCCAACGCCAUCGAAGUCGACCACACAGUGAACGUGCAUCGCGACUCGCACAUCGGCACACCAAACUACAUGUCUCCCGAGUCGCUCGAAGAUUCCGCCGGCGGAGCCAAAGGCCAACUGUCCAACGGCAAUGGCAGCAAAGACAUGGCCCUGGGCAAGCCAUCGGAUGUGUGGAGUCUGGGCUGUAUCCUCUACCAAAUGGUCUACGGCCGGCCCCCCUUCGCCCACAUCGCCAAUCAAAUGGCCCGCGUGCUCGCCAUUGUGAAUCGCGACUACGAAAUCCAAUUCCCCGACCUCGGCGUCGGGGAUGUUCGCGUGCCCCCAGGUCUCAAAGCAACCAUGCGCCGCUGUCUCAACCGCGACGCCUCCAAACGGCCCAACAUUGCACAGCUCCUCGACGAGCGCGAUCCCUUUUUGUACCCAGACGGCGGCGAGGAUUUGCGAAUCCCACAGGAUCUGCUCGGCCAAAUCAUCCAGCGCGUUGCGGAUCGGUUUAGAGAUCCGAAUAAAAGUGCGCCGACGGAUGAGGAGAUCCGUCAGUAUCCAGCGAGUUUUUACGAGAAGAUUAGGCAGUUGCUUGAGCAGGACUGA